UUGUUCUUCCAGCGCAUCGCAGUGUUUUCCAGCCACAGCCCGAAAUGUCUCCACCAAAGAAACAACUCCACCUCACAGCCUUCAUGCGCCCCGUCAGCCUCCAUACAGGCGCCUGGCGCUACCCCGGCGCCUACCCAGACGCAAACUUCAACCUCAAACACCUAAUCUCUUUCAUCCAAUCCCUCGAAGCCGCCAAAUUCGACGCCUUCUUCAUGGCUGACCACCUCGCCGUCCUGAACAUGCCCGUCGAAGCCCUCAAACGGAGCCACACCGUUACCUCCUUCGAGCCCUUCACCCUGCUCGCCGCACUCUCACAGGUCACGGCCAGAAUCGGAUUGGCGGCAACCGCAAGCACGACGUACGACGAGGCGUACCAUGUCGCGCGGCGCUUCGCGAGUCUGGAUCACCUGAGUGGGGGGAGGGCGGCGUGGAAUAUCGUGACCACGGGGAAUCCUGAGAGCAGUAAGAACUUUGGGCGCGACGAGCACAUGGAACAUGGGGAUCGGUAUAAACGGGCGCGCGAGUUCUACGAUGUGGUAACGGGGCUGUGGGAUUCCUUCGCUGAUGAUGCGUUCCUGCGGGACGUGGAGAGCGGGGUGUAUGUUAACCCUGAGAAGAUUCAUACGCUGGACCAUAAGGGAGAUGAGCUGCAGGUGAAGGGUCCGCUGAAUAUUGCGAGGCCGGUGCAGGGGUGGCCGGUUAUUGUGCAGGCGGGACAGUCGGAGCCGGGACGCCAGCUCGCUGCUGAGACUGCGGAGGCGGUGUUCUGCUCGCCGCGGGAUGUCGAGUCGGCGAAGGCACUGUAUCAGGAUAUCAAAGGGCGGGCGAAGGCUGCGGGGAGAUUGCCAGGGCUGCCGAAAAUUUUACCAGCAGCGCUCAUUGUCAUUGGCGAUACGGUUGAAGAGGCAAAGCAGAAGAGACUCAAGCUCGACAGCUUAGUACAUUAUGACAGCGCGAUUGCGUCUCUUUCCAUAGCAUUGGGAUCGGAUGCAUCGAAGUUCGACCCAGACGGACCACUGCCCAAAGACAUUCCCGACACCAACGCGAGCAAGACGGGGCGGGCGGGUGUGAUUAGUCUCGCGGAGAAAGAAGGACUGACGGUGCGGCAGCUUGCGGGGCGGUACGGUGGCUAUUCCGGGCUUGCGUUCGUGGGGACUCCUGAGACUGUCGCAGAUGAGUUGGAGUACUGGCUGAGUGAAGAGGCCGCGGAUGGAUUUACAGUGACGUUUCCGUUUUUGCCGGAGGGACUGGAGAGUGUGACCAAGAAGCUGGUACCUGAGCUACAGCGGCGCGGAAUUUUCAGGAAAGAGUACGAAGGGACGACGUUGCGAGAGCACCUCGACCUGCCACGGCCGCCGAAUCGUUUCUUUGAGAAUGUUUUAAAGUCGUAGGUAGCCAUUGCACACAGUAGAUAAACAGGCCAACCAAUAUUUCACGGUAUCCUCUAACAUUUCUAGGGC
Paraphaeosphaeria sporulosa is the source of this 1460-nucleotide messenger RNA. Its product is annotated as Nitrilotriacetate monooxygenase component A/pristinamycin IIA synthase subunit A. The transcript has a single exon. The coding region runs from base 45 to 1391 and encodes 448 amino acids. Lineage: Eukaryota; Fungi; Ascomycota; Dothideomycetes; Pleosporales; Didymosphaeriaceae. Gene Ontology annotation, molecular function: monooxygenase activity; oxidoreductase activity, acting on paired donors, with incorporation or reduction of molecular oxygen. The record is from RefSeq and is a predicted model, not a curated record.